AUGGGGUUUGGCCAAGCUCUGUCGACCUUCACUCAGCCACAGCUGGCCAUCGGGAUCAUCCCAGACCAAAGCGUCAUCGUCAAGAGCAAUCGGAGCGCAAACGCAGCCCGUCCGGCGGCACCUGCCAAGGCAAGUUCCAUCAUGAACGAUUUCGAGCGCCUCCGUCGGUGUUCUGCUCUCGACUCUCUGCCAUCCUACCCUUGGGGCGACCGAUCCAUGUCCAUGGCCGUCUCUCACGCCAUGCGUUCCGACCCGCGUUCCUGUCCAACUCGCCAAACGCGCAAUGUUCCCGCUGCCGACUCCGAUCCUGAGUCCAGCAACGGACAGCCGAGACGUCGCAUAGCCGUAGCUUGUGCUCGCUGUCGCAAAAGGAAGAUUCGCUGCAGUGGCGACCCGGGAAACGGCUCCGGGUGCCAGAAUUGCCGCGCCGCUGGCGCAGACAUUAGCGCAUGCCAGUUCCACAGAGUCGGCUCUUACGUGCCAACAAGCAACAUUUACAAUUGCCCGAACCCACUUUCAGCAAGCACUGCGCUUUCCAUGAGCAACCUGUACCAUGGCCAGGCUGGCGAUUACUACGCUCCGCACCCGAAGAGCCUGCUCCCUCCAAGGGCGUAUCCCAGCUACAGUACAGUGGGCUACGAAAACGAGCCUCCCGCUGAAUCCUAUGCCUAUCAGCCUCUGCAAGUGCCGGGGAAUGAUAUGCUCACUGCAGGAUUCAUCAGCAGUGUACAGGAGCCUAUGCGAAGCUGGAGUACCAUGGGCCAGAAGCAGCAAACAUCAAAUGCAAUCUAUCUUGACGAGCCGUCCACGGCCUCCUACAGCAAUUUGCAGCUACCAUAUCUAAGUGCAACUCCGGUCACGCGUCAACAGACCCUAGCCGCAGACAACAUGUCGGCCUUCAGUAUGAACUCCCUACAGUCAUCUUUGGCUUCGCCUCCUCCCCCUCCUCACCCACCGCUGCCUUCCUCUCUGGAAGACCGUCACCUACCAGUACCUACAGCAACACGGGUACAGAUGACUCCUUCCUCUGCGCUUCAUUUGAGGGCCCAGCAGGCAUCGAUUGCUUCAGCUUCCAAUGCGCUGUCCUACACUAAGCCAUCAGCCACUACGUGGAAUCCAGAUUCUACGGUGCAGGAGAACCGUCGUUCCACUCCCAAUAUCCUUCCAAGCGGUCUUCCUAGCAGCCUUUCUCACGGCCAGUUGAUGAGUGCAUCCAGCGGCAAACAACCGGUCACAGUUUCUCUCCAAGAAAGCGCUGUUAUUGGGUACAUUCCCGUCGCGAACAGCAGCCCAGACAACUCAUCCAACCCAAGCACCUCCACGGUAUACACCCCGAGUUCUCUAUCCGGCGCGACUCCUUCUUCCCUGUCCCUCAAUGAGAAGUAUGCAACUACCGGUCUCAACGUGGUCCAACCGACAUCUUCGACCAGGGACGAUGCUAUCCCAAGGAGUGACUCAACUACAAGCUUCUCGUAUUAUGCUACGGAAAGUUCUUCUGGCAAGCGUAAUUCUUCAACCGAGCAUUCGUCACAAGAGAAUACAUUGAUAAACGGACAGCGGUAUACACCUCUUCAGCCACAUCCACCACAUACGUCUGCAGGACUGGAGCAAUUGCGCAGAGACUCCUUUGACGAUCAUCGCAAUGGACCGACCCAUAGGGCUUCGGUCUCAAGCCUCAGUGACCACCGGUAUUGA
Lasiodiplodia theobromae is the source of this 1695-nucleotide messenger RNA. RefSeq names its product Glycoside hydrolase family 10. Gene Ontology annotation, molecular function: DNA-binding transcription factor activity, RNA polymerase II-specific; zinc ion binding. Lineage: Eukaryota; Fungi; Ascomycota; Dothideomycetes; Botryosphaeriales; Botryosphaeriaceae. Bases 1 to 1695 code for a protein of 564 amino acids. The transcript has 4 exons. The record is from RefSeq and is a predicted model, not a curated record. Gene Ontology annotation, biological process: regulation of DNA-templated transcription.